Molecule: messenger RNA, 168 nt
Organism: Symbiodinium necroappetens
Lineage: Eukaryota; Dinophyceae; Suessiales; Symbiodiniaceae
Source: the annotation of a GenBank genome assembly
AUGGGCUUCAUUCUUCUCAAUGCUCGCCUUCGCGGAGUUCGGAAAGAUCCGUUGCGCCAGGAGGUUUCCGACGGUUUCAACGCAGCCUUUCACGUUCGCCUCUGUGGAAGAGAGGGAGAAGGCUUAGUGUACAGAGCCCUGCAGGAUGGCAGCUCACCUUGGAUUCUU